CGCGCUGGGAGGAGCCGAAUGGCCGCGUAACGGGAGCGGCGGGGCCCGGCGGGCGGCUCUGGCCGGGGCCGCUGACCGCCCCCUCGGAGCGUCCCUGCAGACAUGGCGCAGAGCUGGCUGCGCCUCUCGGGAGCGGCGGAGGAGCAGCCCGGGCCCGAGGCCAGCCCCGAGGAGCCCGACGCCCUGGAUGACAGCCUGACCAGCCUGCAGUGGCUGCAGGAAUUCUCCAUCCUCAACGCCAAGGCCCCGACCCUGCCGGCCGGGGGCACCGGGGACCCCCACGGCUACCACCAGGUGCCAGGCUCCGUGGCGCCCGGCUCCCCGCUGGCCGCUGACCCAGCCUGCCUGGGGCAGCCGCACACCCCGGGCAAGCCCACCUCGUCCUGCACGCCCCGGACCGCGCCCCCGGGGGUGCUGCAGGCCCAGCCCCCCGACGACGUGGACUACAGCACCAACCCGCGGGUGAAGCCGCCCUACUCCUACGCCACCCUCAUCUGCAUGGCCAUGCAGGCCAGCAAGGCCACCAAGAUCACCCUGUCGGCCAUCUACAAGUGGAUCACCGACAACUUCUGCUACUUCCGCCACGCAGACCCCACCUGGCAGAACUCCAUCCGCCACAACCUGUCCCUGAACAAAUGCUUCAUCAAAGUGCCGAGGGAGAAGGACGAGCCGGGCAAGGGCGGCUUCUGGCGCAUCGACCCCCAGUACGCCGAGAGGCUGCUCAACGGGGCCUUCAAGAAGCGGCGGCUGACCCCCGUGCACAUCCACCCGGCCUUCGCCCGCCCGGCCGCUGCCAACGCCGCCGGCAGCCUUGGGGCCACCAAGGCCUCCCCCACGGCCACCUCCACCGCCGCCCCCCAGGAGCCCAGCGCCUCGCCCUGGCCCGGGCCGCUGAGCGUCAACGCCGAGGCCCAGCAGCUGCUGCGCGACUUCGAGGCGGCCACGGGGGAGGCCAGCUGGGGGGCGGCGGGCGAGGGCCGGCUGGGCCACAAGCGCAAGCAGCCGCUGCCCAAGCGGGUGGCCAAGGCGCCCCGGGCCCCCAGCAGCCUGGUGCUGCUGACCCAGGAGGAACAGAGCGAGCUGGAACCCCUCAAGGGCAGCUUUGACUGGGAGACCAUCUUCGACGCGGGCACGCUGGGCGGGGAGCUGAGCGCCCUGGAGACCCUGGAGCUGAGUCCCCCGCUGAGCCCAGCCACCACCGACGUGGACCUGGACCUGACGGUGCACGGCCGCCACAUCGACUGUCCCGCGCCCUGGGGACCGCCCGGCCAGCACGAGGCCGCCGCCGACAGCCUGGACUUCGACGAGACCUUCCUGGCCACCUCCUUCCUGCAGCACCCCUGGGACGAGAAUGGCAGCGGCUGUCUGCCCCCCGAGCCCCUCUUCGAGGCUGGAGACGCGGCCCUGGCCGCAGAACUGCAGGACUGGACCAGCGUGGGCGCCUUCUUGUAAGAAAGGAGCAGCCCCCCGAUUUCCACCCACACCUCUGGACAGCGCCCCAGGCUGGGCCCAGACUGUCCCCACCACACACUCACACACCAACAUCGCCUCCCACCAUGACCCGCUGCAGGCCAGGCCAGGGCACCCAGCCUCCAGCCCAGACUGCCCCCAUUGCAAGCUCAGAAGGAUCUGGGGGCCCCAUGGGACCGGAUUUGCUGCCUCCCCGCACCUCCACUCUCCAUACAGUGUUUUAUUGAACUUCUGGACUUUGUCGGCCCUGCCCCAGGCACCAGAGACUGAGGAACUGUUACUGUCUGGGGGGGCCUGGACUGGGGGGCAAGGACAGUGCUGGGGAGGGGGUUACCCUAGGGUAGCUCCAGCACCCUGCUGCUCCCCCUUUCUCCCAGGUCUCUAUCCAGAGAAAGAUCCCAGGUACAACAGAUACUAAUUAGCUGACAGCAAAUUAACCCCCCGGGGGCCAGGGUCGAGGCAGCUCCCGUCAAAGCCUCCCCAGGGCCCUGCGGAGCGGAGGGGGGAGGGGGACAGCGUGCCCCAAGUUGGUACAGCACGGCCCAGAAAUUUUCUCUAAGGCCCUGGAGGUGGGGGCCAGGCAGGGAGGUGGAGCGGCUGGAUCUUGGAUCUUCAAGCCUGACCCAGGGCUGAGAGCAGAGGUAGUUGGGGGUGCUGGGGGGGGGGGCCCAGGCUGCGGAGGGACAAACUAAUAUAGCCAGAGUAGCUGUAGCCCUAGCGGGGAGGAACGUCUGUGUGAGAGAAACUUGGGGCGCGGGGCCAUGGUCCCCCCACGCUGCUGGUCUGCACUUGUGGGGGGGUGGAGGAAUCCUCACUCAGUCCACCCUGAGCCCCCCACUCCCCGCCAGACUUGGAUCCACCCACUUCCGCCUUCACACACACCCCCCAUGGGGCAACUUAACCUUUUUUCACGGAAAGUUAUUUACGAUACAAAAUUUUUCAAAUUAAAGUUUUUUAAAAUCAAAAAAAAAAAAAAAAGGAACAAAAA
This is a messenger RNA of Suncus etruscus (white-toothed pygmy shrew), 2458 nucleotides long. It is a transcript of the gene FOXJ1, whose product is annotated as forkhead box J1. The transcript is spliced from 2 exons. NCBI's taxonomy places the organism in Eukaryota, Metazoa, Chordata, Mammalia, Eulipotyphla, Soricidae. Gene Ontology annotation, molecular function: DNA-binding transcription factor activity; sequence-specific DNA binding. Gene Ontology annotation, biological process: regulation of DNA-templated transcription. The record is from RefSeq and is a predicted model, not a curated record. The coding region runs from base 103 to 1452 and encodes 449 amino acids.